Molecule: messenger RNA, 387 nt
Organism: Dibothriocephalus latus
Lineage: Eukaryota; Metazoa; Platyhelminthes; Cestoda; Diphyllobothriidea; Diphyllobothriidae
Source: the annotation of a GenBank genome assembly
ACUGCCGACGCCAUGCGUGAGGUCAAGUUUACCUGUGGCACGACAGCCCUUGCAAAACGACUCUACAGUUCUUGCGUGGAGCACCACGCCUUCUUCCGACUUCGUGGGCCAGUACGCACAACCGCCUGUGAACCCUUCCCCUUUCCAACGGACACCCGUCUCGUACAGCUGCAUCUGGAUGGAGUUCGCACCUUCAGUGGGACGGUCUCGCGUGUUGGCACCCUGCCCCUCAACUCCCAACCGCCCUCCAGUCGCAGCCCCUGCCUAAAUCCUGCGAGGCCCUUCAGUGAACCGGAUAUUCGGGGUAUUCUGCGCAUUUUGUGCAUUGCCUCCACUCUUUUAUGCAGUCCUUUCUUUUCUCUCAGUCAGUCAGUGCAUUUAGAGUAA